This is a messenger RNA of Amphimedon queenslandica, 1084 nucleotides long. RefSeq lists its product as uncharacterized. The transcript has 10 exons. NCBI's taxonomy places the organism in Eukaryota, Metazoa, Porifera, Demospongiae, Haplosclerida, Niphatidae. The record is from RefSeq and is a predicted model, not a curated record. Bases 68 to 961 code for a protein of 297 amino acids. Gene Ontology annotation, cellular component: endoplasmic reticulum; nuclear envelope; membrane. Gene Ontology annotation, molecular function: glutathione peroxidase activity; glutathione transferase activity.
AAUUUAUUAAUUUUGCAGGCGGGGUCCUGGUUGAGAUCGAGAUUCCUUUGAUCUGCAGAGUGUAAAAAUGGAUUCCUUUGGUUUUGUUAUCCUUACUGGCCUUUGCACUGCUAUUCUGCACAUGUAUCUUGCUGUUAACGUUGGAAGGGCAAGAAGGAAGCAUGGAGUACCACUGCCAGACCAGUACAGUGACACUAAGAAAGAGUUCAACUGCUACCAAAGAGCCUACAUGAACACUGUUGAAAAUAUACCCAUCUUUCUUAUGCUCCUUUUUGCUGCUGGCAACAAGUUUCCACUGAUUAGUGCUGGAGCAGGCAUGAUCUGGAUAGCUGGUAGGGUUUUGUAUGCUCAUGGAUACUACACUGGCGAUCCUGAGAAACGUAUGAGAGGAGCCAUUUCAUACAUAGGCCUCUUGACACUGCUAGUCUGCACCUUGCUGAAUGCUGUAACAAGGAUUGGGUUUCUUUCUAACUUUUUUGAUUGGUUAGAUAGUUACAUAACUUUAAUUGUAAGUGAACAAUUCAAGAUGGGUGGAAAGCUUAGUUUGCCAAAGGGAGACCCUUUUGGAUAUGUGAUCCUCACCGGAGCCUGUAGUGUGGUUCUUCAUGCUUAUCUCUCUGUUAAAGUUGGAAUGGCUAGAAGGAAGCACAAGAUCCCACUCCCGGAUCAGUACAGUGCUGACUGUGUAGAGUUUAACUGCUACCAGAGAGCUUACAUGAACAUGGUUGAAAUGUAUCCUGUUUUUUUGUUUGUUUUAUUUGCUGGAGGAGACAAAUAUCCUAGGGUAAGUGCAGCAGCAGGCAUGGUGUGGAUAGCAGGCAGGAUAGCCUAUGCUCAUGGAUAUUACACUGGAGAUCCAAGUAAACGUAAUCUUGGUGGGUUUGGAGUGUUUGGUUUACUUACUCUACUUGGAUGCACUGUGGCUAAUGGAGUCAGUCGUUUAGGCAUUACUUCAUGUUGAGAAGAGUAAAACAAAGCAUAUAUGCAUUUUCGGUGCUAUAGCUAGCCUUCAUUUAUUUAGGACUAUACAAAAACUAUUAUUUGUAGAAAAAAAGUUAUAUAUUUAGUUUCCCUUUAAAAACAA